This is a messenger RNA of Necator americanus (New World hookworm), 573 nucleotides long. RefSeq lists its product as uncharacterized. The transcript has a single exon. The record is from RefSeq and is a predicted model, not a curated record. Bases 1 to 573 code for a protein of 190 amino acids. NCBI's taxonomy places the organism in Eukaryota, Metazoa, Nematoda, Chromadorea, Rhabditida, Ancylostomatidae.
AUGAGGACUCUAAAACUUCAGCUCGACUACGUUCUUGGGAGGAACAUUCCUCAGUCAGAUAUCCGAAAAUCCAGAACCGUUUGGAACGUCACGUUCGACUCUGACCACCGUCCAGUCCUUCUCAGCUUCAAGAUACGGUUCAACAAGAGAAACCGAGGACAUGCUCUUCAACCGAAAAUCGACGUGGCGGGUCUGAAAGGCGAAGAUUGCAGAACGAAAUUCCGCCAACGUGUGUCUAUUCAUGUUGGAGUACGGACCAGGAAAAAGCUUAGCGAUGCGGAUCCCUUCACAAAGUGCAUCCAGGACGCUGCAAAGAAAACGCUCCCGGUUCUAUUGCCGGUUUGUAUCUGCGGAAACAAAACCCACGUACAAUUCUGUAUUCUCUUUUCUUGGUUGAAGUCACCAGCGCACAGCGCUGGUGACUUCAACCAGGAAAACGUCUUACAAGGAAGACAGCUGCAACAAGACCGCGAAAACGAGUGGACGUCAAGAGCAGAGGAGUUUGAAAGGUGUAGGAGGACGAGAACCCGCGGAAAGCCUAUGCUUUACUGGAACAGUAUAGCAGCGAAUUGA